Molecule: messenger RNA, 129 nt
Organism: Acaulospora morrowiae
Lineage: Eukaryota; Fungi; Glomeromycota; Glomeromycetes; Diversisporales; Acaulosporaceae
Source: the annotation of a GenBank genome assembly
AUGUUGACUGAUAAUCAACGAGGAGGAAUUAUUGCCGGUUACUACCUUGGACAUUCAUGUCGUGCUAUCGCCAAAGUUGUCGGGUGUCACCAUUCUUCGGUCAUGAGUUGGCCACCUGCCAUUGAUUAG